UGCGCUAGUCGAAUCGGGCCGGGGCGGUCGCCAUCAUGCUCGGCACCAUGAUGUACCCUGGCGCGGAGGAAGAGGACUUGCGAGUGCCACCCAUCCAGCUAGAACAUCUACCCGAAGUGUUCCUAUCUAGUAUCCCGAAGUGUGGCGGCUGUCAUGAGAUGAUAGUGGACCGGUACGUGCUGAAGGUGUCCGACCGGACGUGGCACGCGGGCUGCCUGCGAUGCGUCGAGUGCCGCGCCAUGCUGUCCGGGAAAUGCUUUGCGAGGAAUAACCAGCUGUACUGCACGGACGAUUUCUUCAAGCGGUUCGGCACCAAGUGCGCGGGCUGCGGGCAGGGCAUCCCUCCGACGCAGGUGGUGCGCCGCGCCCAGUCCCACGUGUACCACCUACGCUGCUUCGCCUGUGCAGCCUGUGCUAGAACCCUCAAUACUGGCGACGAGUUCUACCUGAUGGAGGACGGGAAACUGGUCUGCAAGCCGGACUAUGAAGCGGCGAGAGCGAAAGGAGGCGAGGGUUCCCUGGACGGGGACGCGGCUAGCAAGCGGCCCCGGACCACCAUCACGGCGAAGCAACUGGAGACCCUGAAGAGUGCCUACAGCAGUAGUCCGAAGCCUGCGAGGCAUGUCAGGGAACAGCUGGCCCAUGAUACAGGGCUCGACAUGCGGGUGGUUCAAGUCUGGUUUCAAAACAGACGAGCGAAAGAAAAGCGUCUAAAGAAAGACGCCGGGCGAACGCGCUGGUCCCAGUACUUCAGGUCCAUGAAGAGCGGCGGAGGAUCUCCAAGACACGACCGAUUGCUCGACAAAGACGAACUCAAGAUUGACCUUGACUCUUUCAGUCAUCAUGAACUCAGCAACGACAGCUACAGUACGGUGGCUUUGGGCGGCGAGGAAGGCUCGCCGGCGGGCGGGGGCGGCGCGGGCGCUACGGGAGGCGCGCGCUAUGCCGCUACGCCGCCCUACCUGCGCACGCAUUCGCCACCGCACCCGCAUUACCACUACCCUCCAGAUCACCUCGUUUACACCAAUAUCGCCUCAUUUUUGCCAGGCCAAGCGAUGAGCGGCGCCGGCAUCGGCGGAGCGGGAACGGGCGGAGCAUCCGACCUCAGCAGUUCCUCGUCUCCCGCUGCCGGGGGUUAUCCCGAUUUCCCACCGUCCCCUGACUCGUGGUUAGGCGAGCCUCACCAUUACUCGCCUAGGGGAUUCCCCUAGCGGCGGCCGCCGCCGGCGCACGCGCCGCCUGUGGCUCCACUCCAAGCGCCCUACCCGCUCGCGCAACCGCUGGAACUAGUGGUCAAGAGGGAGCUGUGAUCGCUCCAUAGUGAGCAGUUACGGAUGUAAAAAAAAUGGAAACAAUAUGUGUAUAGGAGAAUGACCAAUGCGAACGCCGCGCAUGGACAAUCGGUAAAGUAGGGUAUGGUUAUGAUGUGUUCGCAGGUGAAAUACUCUAACAGUCGUGAGAAGGAAUGAGGGUCUAAUGUAAAUGGUAUAAUGGCAUUUAGAUUUCAAGUCAAUUCAGCCGGUAUAUUCUGUAAAACCUGAAAAUCUGACAUGAGUAAAUUAUGUAAUUACCCAAACAUGUAGAUAGAAGUGUAACUUCGUUUGUCUAUGUUUUUUGUGUGCUACUGUGUUCAUCUAAUAUUGUGAAGAUUUAAUCUUUAGUGUCAUCAAAGAUAUUUAACAUAACUUCUCAAGGUAAUUUAACACUUUCUGUUUUAGUGCAAUGUAAUGAGCGUUUUAAUUUUUUGAGAAUAAUCAUGAGCAGUGUGUACAGUUUCUUCCCACCUUAGAUUGAUUAUUCACUUCCUGUAAAUAAAAUAAUAUGUGUAUAUGCGUGGUUUUAAGCACAAAUAGUUAUGUUUUAAACGCCUUAAAGUAAUCAAGGUACAUAAUAUUUUGUAAAUAAAUUAUAGUAUUAAGCAUCAUGAAUGUAAGAGACCUCUUACGUAAUGUAUAAAAUAACUCUAGAAAUAAAACCAAAGUGUUUUACUUACUGAAUUUUACUGUCAUUUAAAAUGUAUUAAUUCGACAAAGAUUUAUCACGAUAACUGUACAUAGAAUUUUACUAUGUGAUAAAAAUAUAGUAACAUACUAAUUUAUUUCUAAGUCCAU
Messenger RNA from Ostrinia furnacalis (Asian corn borer), 2111 nucleotides. It is a transcript of the gene Lim3, whose product is annotated as Lim3 homeobox protein. Gene Ontology annotation, molecular function: zinc ion binding; DNA-binding transcription factor activity, RNA polymerase II-specific; RNA polymerase II transcription regulatory region sequence-specific DNA binding. Bases 36 to 1211 code for a protein of 391 amino acids. The record is from RefSeq and is a predicted model, not a curated record. The transcript is spliced from 7 exons. Gene Ontology annotation, biological process: neuron differentiation; regulation of transcription by RNA polymerase II. Gene Ontology annotation, cellular component: nucleus. Lineage: Eukaryota; Metazoa; Arthropoda; Insecta; Lepidoptera; Crambidae.